Molecule: messenger RNA, 501 nt
Organism: Mesorhabditis belari
Lineage: Eukaryota; Metazoa; Nematoda; Chromadorea; Rhabditida; Rhabditidae
Source: the annotation of a GenBank genome assembly
AUGGAGCGUGUCCGGUGUCUCAUCCCCCUCCUCGUCGCCCUCUGCUCUUUUAGAGGCGCGUCAUCAAUCGGUUGUUUUGUUUGUCAAUCGUUCAGUGCAUCGGAUUCGUCGUGUGAAGAUCCGUACAAUUCGUCGAUCAGCAUGUUGCCAGUGUCGCCAACAGAGGCCUCAACCUCAGCGCAUCACUAUCAACAUCCCUGUUUCGCUUUCCGAAAAGAACGAGAUGGACUCUUCCCGGCUGAUCAUUGUAUAAAGAUCAAUGGGAAAAGAAUGGACGAUCCCACACAAACGAUGAUGAUUCGGACGUGUGCCGUUGACUCAGGAUCAUUGACAGCUGAUACGGAAAUCGUUCGAAUAUCCCAUUGUGGUUCAUUCAAAUACGAGGGUUCCUAUUAUGAUGGUUGUGUGCAAUCGUGUGACACGGAUGGGUGCAAUUCGGCGAAAACACAAAGCGAUUUCUCCAUAUUUCUUCCGAUACUUUUCCUGGCUUUCGUCUUUUCA